CCAAAAAACGACGGAACCAAACUGCUUCGACCACAUUCUCGGUACCGUAAAACCUCCUCCGACAUCUCUCUCUCUCUGCGUGCUCGUGCUUCUUUCGUCCAGCAAAGACGAGAGAAUUUUGCAGAAAAAAUGCAGAUUUUGGGCGCGACGAACGACGUGUUGAUGAGCAUUCCGUCAGCGUCCGGUGGAAGCCUCAAGUCCUCUUCCGAAUUCAGCCAUAUCCAUCCUUUGUCGGGUUCUAAGUUCUUCCUCUCUAACGGGUUCGUCAAGAGAUGCCGCUCUUUUGCUAUCCAGACAUUAGGAGGUGGGCGGGGAAGGUGUCGAGCAAGAGGCUCAAUGAUUAGAGCCUCCGGGGAUUCAAGUGACAACCCAGUCCCGGUUGCUCCUCUAACAUUUGAGUCCCCGAUCGGACAGCUUUUGGCACAGAUACUCCAAAACCAUCCACAUUUGCUUUUAGCAGCUGCUGACCAGCAGCUUGAGAACCUUCAAAGUGAAAGAGAUGCUGAAAAAGAAAAGAAUCCUGCAUCAGCAGAUCUACUCUACCAGAGAAUUGCUGAGGUCAAGGAGAAGGAGAGGCAUAAAACACUGGAAGAGAUAAUAUACUGCUUGAUUGUGCAGAGAUUUGUGGAAAAUAACAUCUCAAUGAUUCCAAAGAUUACAGCAACAUCAGAUCCCACAGGUCGUGUGGAUUACUGGCCUAACCAAGAAGAGAAGCUCGAGUCUGUCCAUUCUCCCGAAGCUUUUGAAAUGAUACAGAGCCACUUAUCCCUCGUGGUCGGAGACCGAGUGGUGGGACCCCUGGAUAGCAUUAUACAGAGUAGCAAAAUCAAACUUGGAAAACUGUAUGCCGCUUCUAUAAUGUACGGGUAUUUCCUUAGAAGAGUGGACGAGCGAUUUCAACUUGAAAGGACCAUGAACACUCUUCCUAAGGGAUAUACUGAGAAUCGGGUGAGGUUGGAGGAUUCCAUACCGACAAGCCCAUUUUGGGAUCCAGAUUCUUUGAUCAGAAUUCCACCUGACGAUGGUGACGGAGGCAGUUUCUUGGAUUCUGAAGCAGGCAAAUUAUAUAGACUCCGAUCUUAUGUGAUGUACUUGGAUCCGGAAACUCUUCAGCGAUAUGCGACCAUAAGAUCCAAGGAGGCUAUUUCCUUAAUAGAGAAGCAGACACAAGCAUUGUUCGGAAGGCCAGAUAUAAGGGUCGCUGAGGAUGGUUCCAUCGACACGUCGAGCGACGAAGUCAUCUCCCUUUCGGUGUCUGGGUUGACGAUGCUGAUAUUGGAGGCAGUAGCGUUCGGAUCGUUCCUGUGGGACGCAGAAAACUUCGUUGAGUCCAAGUACCAAUUUGUGAAAAGCUAGAGACAAAAUUUUGUUUGGAAGAGUGGAUGUUCUUCUGAGCUGUACAAAAGGGCUAAUCCUCACUUGUUUCUCCUAGUGGCUGAAGAUGGUAGUGUCUCUCUUUAGGUUGUUCAUAGUGCAUUAGAUCAUCAAACACUCUGCUCAUAUUCGUUUACAGAUCUGGCUAUGUGAUUUUGAACACUGGAUCCAUUACACCCUAAAGCAAGAUGACACUGCAGAUUGUCGCAGGCCGUGUUGAUCGAC
Molecule: messenger RNA, 1599 nt
Organism: Eucalyptus grandis
Lineage: Eukaryota; Viridiplantae; Streptophyta; Magnoliopsida; Myrtales; Myrtaceae
Product: UV-B-induced protein At3g17800, chloroplastic
Exons: 3
Coding region: 130-1356 (408 amino acids)
Source: RefSeq, a predicted model, not a curated record